Scomber japonicus (chub mackerel) is the source of this 2268-nucleotide messenger RNA. RefSeq names its product protein only RNase P catalytic subunit (gene prorp). The record is from RefSeq and is a predicted model, not a curated record. Gene Ontology annotation, molecular function: ribonuclease P activity; protein binding. Gene Ontology annotation, biological process: tRNA 5'-leader removal; mitochondrial tRNA 5'-end processing. Gene Ontology annotation, cellular component: mitochondrial ribonuclease P complex; mitochondrion. The coding region runs from base 288 to 2174 and encodes 628 amino acids. NCBI's taxonomy places the organism in Eukaryota, Metazoa, Chordata, Actinopteri, Scombriformes, Scombridae. The transcript has 10 exons.
AAGCUGAACAAUAGCUGAAGACGUCUUUCAGGUUAAAGAGUGAAUGUCGUUUAAAGUGUUUUGAAUGGUGUACAAACAGAACCAACGAGAGAGUGAAAGAUGUGUUUCAGUAACUACUAGCUGGCUCGUCUCACCUUCAGAGUAUUCAUUCAUGUAACAAACAGGGAGAUAAUUGGCUAAUACAGUUUGUGUAUGCUAUGAAAGAUCAGGAUUUUUAACUGAUGUGAAGUAGUAAUAAAUAAUUUAUACUAAAUUCUCACAAUCACAGAGGUUUCACACAUCCUAACAUGGGCUCCACCUUGAUUUUAAAAGUCAGAAUAUGCCUAAAACCACUACAGCCUUUCUUCCACCAAGGAACUUCAGCUUUUCUCACCAUAAACACUCCUGUGUCAUUAGUGGUGCCUCCCACUGUACGCUUUCUGUGUACCAGACACACAAACUAUAACCCUGCCCGCAGCAAAGAGACAGAUAGGAGGAACAACAAACAGACCAACAGACAGGCCGGAGGGAAUCAUGGCACUAACAGAUGGGCGGAGGAGGAAUUGUGGGAUGGUACAGUGGAGAGAAGAGGUAAAAAGGAGCAGUCUUUCCACAAAUCUGUGUUCGCUGCUGGAACGGCGAAGAGGACGGCAGAGAUGCUGAAGAGGAAAGCACCCAUGGCCCAUGAGGAUGAGAAUGAGGAGCGUGUCAGGGGGGAGCCUGUCAGGAGGGAGAGCAGAGAAGCAGGGAAGAUGCAGCCUCCUGAGCACCCGCUGUCUCCUGCUGAGUGGAGGAAGCUGAAGGAGUCUCAUGGAAAUAUGCAACGUUUUGACAUCAGGAUGAUGAAUGCACUGUUCUCCUCUGGGGCCCAGCUGGAUACUGCUAAGUCCUUGCUGACUUUUGUAGCCAUGGAAACUGGAACGCUAUCCUAUGAGCUGUUACUACGGUACCUGACACUUUGUGUGAGAGGUGGCCACGAAGCAGAGGUCUUCGAUGUCUAUGACAUCAUGCGAGGAAGUUUCCCCUCUCUGGACACAGGGGCCUCCAGCCUUUUUAUCAAGUCCUUCAGCCAGACAGUGAGGUGGAGGGAGGCUAUCGACAUACUGCAGGAGGUUAAGAAGGUCUUUACCCCAUCAACUCGUAACUACGGUGACAUCAUCACUGCAGCAAUGCUAAAUGGUGACACGACCACCGCCUGGGCCCUUUAUGAUGAGUUAAUUGAAAACGGAUUGAGCCCACACCAGGAAACCUGGGACGCUCUGUUUAAGAGAGUGACCAAUAGUAAGGAGGAAGAGGGGCAGGGAGCAGAGGUCAUGUCUGACACCGAGCACCAGGAGAGGCUGCUGGGGAUUCUGCUCUACAUGAGGAAUAACCAGAUCUACUCCCAGCAGAGCCUCACCAGCACCAUCAAGACCUGGUUUGAGAGCCUCUCAGGGGAGAAAUGGACGGGAAGUUGGACCAAGGCCACUCCAAAGGGUGUGUGCAGGUGUUGUGGGACACAGUUGGAGUCCAUCCAGCUGACUGCGGAGGAGUACCAGCAGCUGAAAGACAGAGUCAUGACAGACAUCAUUCAAGGCCGAGAUGUUUUCAAAAAGACCACACCAGAGGAGUUGGAGAGGUUCAAAGCAUUUGUGAAGAGGAAACCAGCUUUUGACGUGGUUAUAGAUGGCCUGAAUGUAGCAAACUCCAACAAGGACAAAUGCAGGCAGUCAGAGACGUUGUUGGCAGUGGUGUCGGAGCUCGAGCGUCAAGGCCUGAGUGUUCUGGUGUUGGGGAGGAAACACAUGCUACGGCCCUCCAGAUCCUGGGACAAAAACGACAUGAAACUUAUCCAGCAGAAAGCUCACUGCUUCUUUACUGAAAACAUUUCAGAGGACGACCCCUUCCUGCUCUAUGCCUCGUUGAAUUCUGGAAACCACUGUCGGUUUGUGAGCAAGGACCUGAUGAGGGACCACAAGGCCUGCCUGUCCGAUGGAGCCGCCAGACGGCUCUUCUUCAAAUGGCAGAGAGGGCACCAGCUGGUGGUGUACGGAACUGUCACAGCAGGCAGGAGGGUUCGAUUUCAGAUCAUUCCCAGCUAUGACACCAUCCUCCAGACUUCAAGAGACUCGUGGCACAUCCCUUACGAUGACACAGAGGACAGGAGCACUCAUGAAGUACCUCAGAGAUGGCUCUGCCUCAUCAAAACGCCCUGAAGUCACACAUGUAGAGUAGUACUAGUAUUGUAUUUUUGAUGUUGAAUAAUUUCUGAGUCAUAUUCAUCAUGACUUGUGGACUUGUAAAUAAAAC